CCCUGUUCUGAUCUAGAUGUUACUCUGAAACACCCUGUUCUGAUCUAGAUGUUACUCUGAAACACCCUGUUCUGAUCUGGACGUUACUCUGAAACACCCUGUUCUGAUCUAUUGUGGACGUUACUCUGAAACACCCUGUUCUGAUCUAGAUGUUACUCUGAAACACCCUGUUCUGAUCUAGAUGUUACUCUGAAACACCCUGUUCUGAUCUAGAUGUUACUCUGAAACACCCUGUUCUGAUCUGAUCUGGACGUUACUCUGAAACACCCUGUUCUGAUCUAUUGUGGACGUUACUCUGAAACACCAUGUUCUGAUCUGGACGUUAUUCUGAAACACCCUGUUCUGAUCUGAUCUGGACGUUAAUCUGAAAUACCCUGUUCUGAUCUGGACGUUACUCUGAAACACCCUGUUCUGAUCUAUUGUGGACGUUACUCUGAAACACCAUGUUCUGAUCUGGACGUUAUUCUGAAACACCCUGUUCUGAUCUGAUCUGGACGUUAAUCUGAAAUACCCUGUUCUGAUCUGGACGUUACUCUGAAACACCCCGUUCUGUUCUGAUCUGGAUGUUAUUCUAAAACACCCUGUUCUGAUCUUUUCUGAAACACCCUGUUUUGAUCUGAUCUACUGUGGACGUUGCUCUGACACUGUCUGUGGUCUCCAUAAUGAAUGAUGUCUCUGCUCUCCCCUCCAACCACACAGACUGUCAGGUGGUGAAGGUCCCCCACCUGGUGUUCUUAGUGUUGGGUAUGGUGUCUCUCAGUGAGAACCUGUUGGUGGUGGUGGCCGUGGUGCGCAACAAGAACCUCCACUCCCCGAUGUACAUGUUUAUCUGUAGCCUUGCCACGUUCAACACCAUCUCCUCCCUCUCCAAGACCUGGGAAACCCUAAUGAUGGAGUUCAGCGAUGUCGGACAACUGGACUCCCGAGGGGACUCCGUCCGGAGGGUUGAUGACAUCAUAGACGCACUGCUCUGCAUGUCUUUUAUCGGCUGCAUCUGUAGCUUCCUGGCCAUCGCUGUGGACCGCUACGUCACCAUCUUCCACGCACUGCGCUACCACAACAUCAUGACCACGAGGCGAGCCGCCGCCGCCCUGGCGGGGAUCUGGGCACUAUGCGGCGUCGCCGGGGCGGUCAUGGUGGCGUUCUGUGAUGCCACGGUCAUCAAGAUCUUUUUCAUCGUGCUCUUCCUUAUCUCGCUGCUCCUCAUCCUCUUCCUCUACGUCCACAUGUUCCUGCUGGCUCGGUCCCACGCCAGGAAGAUUGCAGCGCUGCCCGGGAGUGCCAUGCCGCACCGCAGCCUCCGGGGGGCGCUCACGCUCACCAUGCUAUUCGGGGUGUUUGUGGUGUGCUGGGCGCCUUUCUUCCUCCACCUCCUCCUCCUCAUGGUGUGUGUAGAGAACCCCUACUGUGAGUGCUACCGCUCUCUGUUCCAGCUGAAUUUGGUUCUGCUGAUGAGUCACGCCGUGGUCGACCCGGCCAUCUACGCCUUCCGCAGCGCAGAGCUACGAAACACCUUCAGGAAGAUGCUGCUCUGCUCCGACUCACCACUCUGCUACAAGGUCAAAGCUCUGUUCCACUGAAGGGCUUUGUCUGCACCCUAUUCCCUAGAUAAUGCACAACUUUCCACCAGAGUUUUUGACCCCGUGGGGCUUGGUCAGAGGUAGGGCACUAUAUGGGGAAUAGGGCCUUGGUUAGAGGUAUGGCACUAUAUGGGGAAUAGGGCCUUGGUUAGAGGUAUGGCACUAUAUGGGGAAUAGGGCCU
Molecule: messenger RNA, 1762 nt
Organism: Oncorhynchus kisutch (coho salmon)
Lineage: Eukaryota; Metazoa; Chordata; Actinopteri; Salmoniformes; Salmonidae
Product: adrenocorticotropic hormone receptor-like
Exons: 1
Coding region: 663-1580 (305 amino acids)
Biological process (GO): G protein-coupled receptor signaling pathway
Cellular component (GO): membrane
Molecular function (GO): melanocortin receptor activity
Source: RefSeq, a predicted model, not a curated record